This is a messenger RNA of Juglans regia (Persian walnut), 543 nucleotides long. RefSeq names its product dirigent protein 11-like. The record is from RefSeq and is a predicted model, not a curated record. The transcript has a single exon. The coding region runs from base 1 to 543 and encodes 180 amino acids. Lineage: Eukaryota; Viridiplantae; Streptophyta; Magnoliopsida; Fagales; Juglandaceae.
AUGUCCAAUCCCCUCAGCCUAACUCCCAACUUCUUCUUCAUAAUCUUCACCUUAACCAUCCUCUAUGUUAGCUACACCUUCCCAAGACUCCAACCCAAGCAAACCAACCUGGUCUUCUAUGUGCAUGACUACUUUACUGGUCAUGACACCUCAGCAAUCACUGUUGCCGGAAAAAGUGGGCCCACCUCCAACAUCCUACAGUUUGGCACCCUCGUAGCCGUCGAUGAUCUGGUGACCGACGGCCCCAGCAUUGAGUCAAAGCAGAUAGGUAGGGCUCAAGGGUUGUACAUAAACUCUCAGUUGGAUGGCAAAGGCUUGCACUUGGUUUUCUCUGUGAUCUUCACUGAUGGAGAAUUCAAAGGAAGUACUUUGGAAAUUCAAGGAGCAGAUAUCUUUAGCAUGAAGGAGAGAGAGUUCGGAAUUGUAUCGGGAACGGGUUAUUUUCGGUUUGUGAAGGGGUAUGGUAUCAUGGAGACUGAGUUCAUGGACAUUGCUAAUCUUAGAGCUAUUCUUAAGCUCAAUGUAACACUUAAGCACUACUAA